UAUACCAAAUGUGUUAUUGGAAAUAUUGAUAAUCUAGAUUUUAGAAUCUAUUUUAUACCACCAAGUAUUCUGACUGCAACAGUAGGUACGUUUGAACUUUGAGUACCUAAUACCUACAAUUUAUGGGUUGUAGAUAAGAUAAUGAAUAAGGACCACUACUUAGAAUAGUGAUUUUUACUUUUUAACCUUUGUUCAAACACCGCACACUGUGCCUACUCUUUACUCAAUUUUCAUAGCACAUGUAUCAGCCAUAUAGGCAUAAUACAAUGAAUUUUAUACUCCCCUUGGCUACAUUAUUUAAUGUUUCGGGUACAUAUUACUACAUAAUAUAUAUAUAUAUUCUAAAAAUGUAUGAGGGGCUAUGCCUUCUAAGCCCCCUCCCCCAUUCAACGCCUAUGUUCAGCCAUGUACAACUUUUUAUUCAACAAAGACCUUUUUAUAGGUCAUUAUUACAUUUUUUACACUACAUUUUAUAAAUAAAAUUAUACUUAAUUACACAUUAGUAAUAUUUUGUUAAUUGUUAUUUAAAAAAAAAACGUUCAAAAGCCACGCUUGUUGAAAUUUCCUGUUUUUGAUAGUAGUGGUCCUUAUCCAUUAUCUUGUCUAUUAUAGGUAGUCUUAUGUAUCUACCAGUGCUUAAAUCAUGGUUUCUUGUGGUUGAGGCAGAAUAAAUGUAUGCUGAAUAGAUCAGUUAGGGAUAAAGUACUCCCCCCUAUUACCUUACUCUAAACAAAACAAUUUUUACAUCUUCAAAUCUUUAUAUGCCACAUUCUGUUGAUACAUUGUUAUUAUUAAUAUAAAGGUCUGUCCCAUGAGAAGGAGUAGGAGUUUUCAAUACCCCUGGUUUUGCUGAACUCAAGUUUGCUAUGUUGCACAUGGCUAAGAUCGUGAAAUAAGUGCGUUGAGAUCUUCUUAACCAAUCUUAUUCAUUUUUAAUGAUAAAUUUAAAAAGAAUAAUUAAAUAUAAAUAUAAAAGUUAAAUCACUGUAUUUUAAGUUUACAGGAGCCAUGUUUGCAGUUAUGUUGUGUCGAAAAAAGGUCAUGUUGUAAAUUUUAUUUAAAAAAAUAUUUAAAGGGUUAUAGCUUAUAGGUACUCUGGUCCACCCUUCAAUUACGCUGAUAGUACCUACUGUGAUCGAUCAUCGACAUAUUUGUAUGAGUUUAUUAGAUGAAAUACAAUUUAUUUUGUGGUGUUUUGAAUUUUCCGUUCCAUAAUUGAGUGCAGAGAAGAAAACACCGGAUAUUCUUUGCAAAUAGUAGAAAUAAUAAUUACUGUACCUGCAAACAAAAGCCACAAGUUACGAUGGUAAUGUUUGUACACUGAUGAAAACUGCAAUCAAGCAAGACAGCUCUCAGAGAAAAUGUUUUUCCUAGAAGAACUAGAAGAGACGACGGAGAAGUACUAUGUACACGAUAAAGAGUUUUGCAAGAUGUUCGUUCUGAAACCCGGGUGGCCACUGCCGGACGUCAACGCCAUGUACACCGAGCCCGAGUGGAUGUUGAACGAGUUCCAAGAACUGAAAACGUUGCUGAAUCUCACCAAACAGAAAUUGAACGAUUUCGAUCUGGAUGCGUGGCACGUGCACACGGGAAAAAUGAAUCCGGCGUGCCAGGUGGUAAACCACGUGAGGAGGCAUGUGCGUCCAAAUUUCCUAACACAGGCGUGGUGCAAGUUCUACGAGAUCGCGUGCAGUUCUGACCUAGUGUCGUUGGACGAGAUCCGCGAGGAAGGUGGUACAUCGUUCACCAGCGUGCAUCUGUGCGAGGCGCCUGGUGCGUUCAUUGCGGCGCUCAACCAUUUCUUGGCUAUCAACUACGAAGAUCUGCGGCUUGACUGGCUGGCGAUGACCUUGAAUCCGUACCACGAGUCCAACGGGCACCCAGACAUCGUGACCGACGAACGGCUGAUACUGCACACGCUUCCGAAUUGGGAAUUCGGUCCGGAUUAUACUGGCGACAUAUUCCAACCGGGGUACGCCGAACACCUGUACCGGACGGUACUGGAGCGGUUCAGCGGAAAAGGUGCGUGGCUAGUGACGGCAGAUGGGAGCGUUGACUGUUCGGAUGACCCCGGUGAACAGGAGACGGUGGUGUCCCGGCUGCACGACCACGAGACAAUGGUGGCGCUCAGCGUGCUCCGAGACAACGGAUCGCUGGUGCUGAAGGCGUUCACUAUGUUCGAGUGCAACACCAUCUGCCGGAUAUUCUUGCUGUGCUGCCUGUUCCGGUCGGUGGUGCUCAGGAAACCGGCGACCAGCAAGCCGGGCAACUCGGAAGUGUACGUAGUGUGCAAGGGCUACAGGGGCCGGUCGGUGGCCAUGCCGUACGUGCAAGCGUACUAUGCGGACGACCAGCACCGGAAGGUGGGCCUGGGAGGCGCCUGCAUGUUUCCGCUGUCGCUGGUACCCGUCGAGUUCAGGCGGAAGCUGUUCGAGUGUGCAGAGCACUUUGCUCACAUGCAGAUUCGCACCAUCGACGCCAACGUGGAUGGUCUGCAGCGCAGAGAGGCACUCUACCGUGAGAUGAAAUCAGUACAGGAGUCCAUGUGCCAGGAGUUCAUGGCCAGGCUCAAUCUGCGGCCGAUCCGGUACACCCAGGAGCUGACGUCCUUGUCAAACAACUUCAACCACAAGCACAACUGGGAGCUGUUGCGGAUUGGCCGCAAGCCACGCGGCAUGUCGUACGCAGAGAAGACGCGUAUCCGGCACAUGGACGCGGGGCAGGAGGCGGGCGCGCUGUAUCAGGAGGUAGCCCAGUGCCACGAGUGGAGGGCUGUUCGACGGUACACAGACGACGUAGUCUGGUGCAGUUCCGUGAACCUCAUAUACCGGCUAUCGGAUGUAGCGUUCCGCAUGGGAAAACCGGUGACCGUGGUCAAGGGUUCCAAGUUUUGUAGCGAGGCGCUGAUAAACUACAGGCACCGAGUGUUGUCCAGGUUCCCUCGAAGUGGUGUCGCCGUGGACGCCGAAUGCCGGCUGUCGCACUACCGCACGAAGAUGCACAAGCCACGCUCUGUCGUUUGCGAUCUGACGGACGUUUGUGAUGAACACGCCUCUGAUAACACCGCCUUACAGCACCGGUGUCUGGCGGCCAUCGUGGACGCGUUGCAAGCCCUGUCAGACGGCGAUGAUCUGAUAAUUGUUGGCUAUCCGCUGUACACGCAGCUGUCCGUCGCCAACGUUUACGCAGUGGCCAAGAUGUUCAAUAUGUUCGGCUUGUUCAAGCCCAACCCCGUGUAUAGCCACGCGUUCGUGUUCCUCGAGUUCAGCAGUGCUCAUUGCGGAGGCUGGCUGUCCAUGUUGGCUAAAGUUGUCAGGUACCUGGUGCCCAGCGAUCAUGGUGGCUUGGCAAUAAUCUCGUGGAUGCCUUUAAAGGUGCUGAUCGAGCAAGAGGUCUACGCAGAUAUCGUGGCCGCCAACAACUUGUGCAUCGUACACGAGAUCGAACCCAUUUUGUCAUCGGCUUCGAGCGCGGCGGCUUCGUGCUCCUAAUUGUGUCAAGUCAAAAAUUGUUAAACUAAAGGCAAAGACAGACUGUACAUGUACAGUGACUUUUAAGGUCGAGAGCGGGUUCUUUUUUUAUUGAAGUCUGGAAAUUGGAUAUUCCUAGUUAAGGUGUGUACCUAUAACUACAGAGACGCAUUUUUAUUGAUUUUUACUAAAUUUUGAGUUGAGUUGAAUUUUUAAAUUGUGUCGUAAAAUAUUACUUGAGGUGCAAGCGAUCGUAAUUUACAUAUGUCGCAAUGGUAGUAAACUGUUCAAGGAAUUUCAUCUUAUACUAACGAAAAGUUUUGAGCAAACUGCUAAGCCUUUUAUUCGCUCCACAAAUGAAUUAUACAGUUCUUUUUGACUGAAAUGUGUUAAUUUUAUACACAAUUUAUAUUUUUACUUCAAUUCUUUGUUCGGAGCUAGUGCGUUAAAUUGCAAAUUUCAGUGUUGAUCUUACUGUUUUUCGGUUACUAAUUUACAACCAUGUUUUUGUUGUAUUCCGAUUUCCGAUUUUCUUCACUAUUCAAAAGUUUACUAAAAUGAUGAAAGUUAUAUUUUACUCAUUUUAUCCGUUUCAAAUUGUUCGAGCAUUAGACGUUUUCCACGUAUAAUAUUGGCUCAUAUAGUCAUAUCGAUUGUAAUUAAUAAUUAUUAUAAUAUGCGUAUAAUGGUAAUUGGGUAUAUUAUACCAAAGGUCUUAAUCAUUUUAGCCAACUAACAAUUUUAUCACAGUGAUAAGUAAUAAUAUUUACGCCACACAUAAUAUUUCAACAUGUUUUGACGCAAUUUAUUUUUGUACGAUUUAUUUUUUAAUUUACAUCACUAUUAUAU
Messenger RNA from Myzus persicae (green peach aphid), 4319 nucleotides. Its product is annotated as cap-specific mRNA (nucleoside-2'-O-)-methyltransferase 2-like. The coding region runs from base 1362 to 3491 and encodes 709 amino acids. The transcript has 2 exons. Gene Ontology annotation, cellular component: nucleus; cytoplasm. Lineage: Eukaryota; Metazoa; Arthropoda; Insecta; Hemiptera; Aphididae. Gene Ontology annotation, biological process: 7-methylguanosine mRNA capping. Gene Ontology annotation, molecular function: methyltransferase cap1 activity. The record is from RefSeq and is a predicted model, not a curated record.